CAGCACGUAUGUACGGACCAGUUUAAAAAUGACAAGGAAUUUAUCUACGGGAAUCUCGAACACAACAGGCCAGUUUUGCUGUCUCUGUGCACGUCUAUAAGAAGUGGAGGAAGGGAUUCACUCCAUCAUCUGACUGACUGGCAUGCCUGUCAGUUUACACAGGGGAGAGGCUGUUCACCUUUUCAGACUGUGGGGAUUCAAGGUCAUCUCAUGAAGAUACAUGAGCAAGUUCACACUGGGACAAGGCCGUUCACCUUGUCCUGUGGCUGAGAAGGGAUUCAGUCGGUCUUCCCACCUGUGGACACAUCAGUCAGUUCACACUGGGCAGAGGCUGGCCAUCUGCUGAAUUUGUGGGAAAGGAUUCACUCGGUCAUCUGACCUAAUGGCUCACCAGCGGUUUCACACUGGGGAGCGGCCAUUCACCUGCUCAGUCUGUGGGAAGGGAUUCACUUGGUCAUCUAAACUGAAGGUACAUCAGCGAGUUCACACUGGGGAGAGGCCGUUCACCUGCUCAGACUGUGGGAAGGGAUUCACUUUAUCAUCCCAACUGAAGGUACAUCAGCGAGUUCACAGCGGGGAGAGGCCGUUCACCUGCUCAGUCUGUGGGAAGGGAUUCACUCAGUCAUCUCAACUGAAGGUAUAUCAGCGAGUUCACACCGGGGAGAGGCCGUUCAUCUGCUCAGUCUGUGGGAAGGGAUUCACUCAGUCAUCUCAACUGAAGGUACAUCAGCGAGUUCACAGCGGGGAGAGGCCGUUCACCUGCUCAGUCUGUGGGAAGGGAUUCACUUUGUCAUCUCAGCUACUGAGACACCAGUCAGUUCACACUGGAGAGAGGCCAUUCACCUGCUCAGAGUGUGGGAAAGGAUUCACUCAGUCAUCCACUCUAAUGGCACACUGGUCAGUUCACACUGGGGAGAGGCCGUUCACCUGCUCAGACUGUGGAAAAGGAUUCAUUAACUCAUCUCUACUGAAGGUACAUCAGCGAGUUCACACUGGGGAGAGGCCAUUCAACUGCUCGGACUGUGGGAAGGGAUUCAUUUCGUCAUCUCAGCUGAAAGUACAUCAGCGAGUUCACACUGGGGAGAGGCCAUUCACCUGCUCAGACUGUGGGAAGGGAUUCAUUUCGUCAGCUCAAGUUAAGGUACAUCAGCGAGUUCACACUGGGGAGAGACCGUUCACCUGCUCAGACUGUGGGAACGGGUUUAUUUUGUCAUCCCAACUGAAGGCACAUCAGAGAGUUCACACCGGGGAGAGGCCAUUCACCUGCUCAGACUGUGGGAAGGGAUUCACACGUUUAGCUCGUCUACUGACACACCAGUCAGUUCACUCUGGGGAGAAGCCAUUCACCUGCUCAGUCUGUGGGAAGGGAUUCACUCAACCAUCUCAACUGAAGGUUCAUCAGCGAGUUCACACUGGAGAGCGGCCCUUCACCUGCUCAGUCUGUGGGAAGGGAUUCACUUUGUCAUCUCAGCUACUGAGACACCAGUCAGUUCACACUGGGGAGAGGCCGUUCACCUGCUCCGAGUGUGGGAAAGGAUUCACUCAGUCAUCCACUCUAAUGGCACACUGGUCAGUUCACACUGGGGAGAGGCCGUUCACCUGCUCAGACUGUGGGAAAGGAUUCAUUAAGUCAUCUCUACUGAAGAUACAUCAGCGAGUUCACACAGGGGAGAGGCCAUUCACCUGCUCAGUCUGUGGGAAGGGAUUCAUUAAGUCAUCUCUACUGAAGGUACAUCAGCGAGUUCACACUGGGGAGAGGCCAUUCACCUGCUCAGAGUGUGGGAAAGGAUUCACUCAGUCAUCCCACCUACAAGCACACUGGUCAGUUCACAGUGGGGAGAGGCCAUUCACCUGCUUAGAGUGUGGGAAAGGAUUCACUCUGUUAUCUCAACUACAGAGACACCAGCGAGUUCACACUGGGUAGAGGCCGAUCACCUGCUCAGAAGAGAGCAGGAAGAGAUUCUCUCAGCCAAAUCAACCAAAUGUGCAUCAUUGAUUUCACACUGGGAAGAGGCCAUUCAUCUGCUGUGAAUGUGGUGAAGGAUUCAUUCAGUUAUCUAUCCUUAUGACACACUACCAGGUUCACACUGGGGAGAGGCCGUUCACCUGCUCUGAAUAUGGGAAGCGAUUCGCUCAGUCAUCUAACCUUAUGGAACUCUCGCUUCGGCUAGCAGCUUAAUGUAGGGGCUGAUAGCCCCCCAGCCCGGCCAAACGUAAGAAAUCUCAAUUAACAAACAGUACACAAUAUGUGAUUAAACGACUGAGCUUUAGAAUUCAUACGUUAACUGUAGGGUUAGUGAAGUAAACGAAAAAAAAAGAAAAAGGGCCCACUCUCUUCAUUCGCAUUUUCUCAUCUCUCCCCAGCAAAAGACCAUGAAAAUUUCUCUUCCAGACUCACACAGAAGAACAACAUUUCUGUCAUUGAAUAGCCCUGCAUUCCAAAACCCUGUUAUCUCUAGUCGUAACCUAAACAUUGCUGCUAGAGAGAAUCCAUUACCUCAGCAGUGAAACAUUGCAGAGAGGCCACUACAUUACCAGUGAAACCUUACAGCAUGUUACACUUGUGACACACUACCGGGUUCACACUGGGGAGAAAGUUUCAAUAAGCUGCGUGCUGGAUAUUUAUCCAUCACCUUUGCUAAAUGCAAUUUCGACAGUGACUGUCGGUGCUGAACUCUGCAAUUAUUGCUGCUGCUCACCACACCCAGUUCUGUACCCUGGUCACUGGGCAUGGGAGGAGUUUCUUCUGCUGCACAUUCACGUUUAAUGGGACUGGGGUUUAAUAUUCUGGAUCUGAGACA
Molecule: messenger RNA, 2801 nt
Organism: Mobula hypostoma (lesser devil ray)
Lineage: Eukaryota; Metazoa; Chordata; Chondrichthyes; Myliobatiformes; Myliobatidae
Product: zinc finger protein 420-like
Exons: 2
Coding region: 383-1924 (513 amino acids)
Source: RefSeq, a predicted model, not a curated record